Molecule: messenger RNA, 1471 nt
Organism: Trematosphaeria pertusa
Lineage: Eukaryota; Fungi; Ascomycota; Dothideomycetes; Pleosporales; Trematosphaeriaceae
Product: aldo-keto reductase-like protein
Exons: 3
Coding region: 66-1133 (355 amino acids)
Source: RefSeq, a predicted model, not a curated record
UUUCCUCCCUGAUCGCCUGGUACCCCGCCUCGCCUUGAAGCCCCACCACACACGCCGAUCGCAAAAUGGCAGACAUUCAGCAGCUCCUCAAAGAAUCAAAAGCCGAGUACAGGCAGCUAGGGAAGAGCGGCUUGAGGGUGUCGGUGCCAAUCCUCGGUGCUAUGAGCAUUGGGUCCAAAGAAUGGCAACCGUGGGUUAUUGAAGAAGAAGAGUCCUUGCCACUUCUAAAGGCGGCGUAUGAUAAAGGAAUCACGACUUGGGACACAGCCAAUGUGUACUCCAACGGCGUCUCGGAAACGAUCAUCGGCAACGCCAUCAAAAAGUACAAGCUGCCCCGCGAAAAACUCACCAUCCUAACAAAAUGCUACGGCUACGUCGGCGAGACGCCCGGCCUGCGCAGCAUCAUGUACCGCGAGGAGAUGCCCCAGCUCAGGGACUACACGAACCAGGGCGGGCUCUCGCGCGCGGCCAUCUUCAACGCCGUCAACGCGUCGCUCAAGCGCUUGGACCUCGAGUACAUCGACCUGCUGCAAAUCCAUCGGUUCGACCCGACUACUCCGAUCGAGGAGACGAUGGAGGCGCUGCAUGACCUUGUGAAGAGCGGCAAGGUGCGCUAUAUCGGCGCGAGCUCGAUGUGGGCGGUGGAGUUUGCGCAGAUGCAGUUUGUCGCGGAGAAGAACGGGUGGACGAAGUUUGUGAGCAUGCAGAACCACUACAACCUGCUCUACCGCGAAGAAGAAAGGGAGAUGAAUAGGUUCUGCAAUAGUACUGGUGUCGGGUUGAUUCCGUGGGCACCACUCUGCCGCGGCCACCUCGCCCGCCCCGCCUCCAAGUUCGGCGAAACGAUUCGCUCCGAGGGCGAGAAGAACAACGGGAGUAGCUUUUCGGGCCACUCGGAGAAUGACAAGAAGAUGAUCGAGCGCGUGGAGGAGCUGGCGAAGAAGCAUGGCUGGAAGAUGAGCACGGUGGCAUUGGCGUGGAUCAACAAGCGCGUCACGUCGCCCAUCAUCGGCUUCAGUACCGAGGGGAGAAUGGAUGAGGCGCUCGAGUCGAGGGGCAAGACGCUGACUGAGGAAGAGGAGAAGUAUCUCGAGGAGCUGUACCAGCCACGGGUGAUCCAGGGACACUCGUAGAGAUGCCCCCUGCAGACGUAUUGGAUAUUGACGCUUUCGCAUUGCCAUCUGUUCAGUGUAUAGACCGUCUUUCGGAAUAUCAGCAUCUAAAAUUCCGAUGCUAAGCUCAAUAGUCCGAGAUCGGGUCAACUAGAUCGAGAAGAGCGUGCAGAAUCCCUUGGCAAGAUGCCAGGAGGACCUGGCUCAAUUGCAUGAUGCUCCCGUGCUACCCCGGCUCAAUGUAUAUGUACCAUAUAGAUACUUGAGUUAUCGGCGGCUUUUGGUGGCCGAGCUGAAACGGUGUGCGGUUUGCCACGACGGUCAUCCGAUUUGAUGACGUAGGGCCGGGUCGCGUGAGG